Messenger RNA from Phoenix dactylifera (date palm), 2163 nucleotides. Its product is annotated as transcription factor TCP15-like. The record is from RefSeq and is a predicted model, not a curated record. Gene Ontology annotation, molecular function: DNA-binding transcription factor activity; sequence-specific DNA binding. Gene Ontology annotation, cellular component: nucleus. Lineage: Eukaryota; Viridiplantae; Streptophyta; Magnoliopsida; Arecales; Arecaceae.
UUAUAUUUCUUGCUUAAAGUUUUCCUUCUCCCUCAUCCUUCCUAGUCCCCUCUCCUUCUCACUAGAAAGUUUAGAGAGAAUGGAGCAAUUAACUCUCCUUCCCUAGCUCCAUCUAAUCCUCCUCCUAUCUCGACAGGCUUAAAUUUGAGUUGUAUGUCCUACGAACUCCCUAAACAGUUGGAUCUCUCUCUCUCUCUCUCUCUCUCUCUCUCUCUCUCUCUCUCAUUUCAUCUACUAUCAAUCCAUCCCUCUUUCUCUAUUCCCCUCUACACACAAAUCACACACUUGGGUGUUCCAUAGAGUACCUCCAAGCUCCAUACAAUAGUUUGAUCUCUCUCUCUCUCUUCGCCUACCCCCCUCCAAGGUCCAUCUCUCUUUCUGUAUCUACGCAAACGUAAAAUUUUGAAUUGGAUAUCACUGUGAGCCUCUCUUUUCGUCUCUACACAGAUCAAAAUUCGAAUUUUAGGUAUCAUCCUACAAACUCCACGAACUAGUUUGAUCCGCCUACUCAUUCCCUUUCUUGUAGUCUACAACGUAAGUACUUGAAUUGGGUCCCCAACAAGCUCCUCAAAAACCUUCAAUCUCAUCUCCUGUAGCUAUCUCGAAGACUAAUUUGCUCCCCUCCCCCAUCCCCACACAUAUCAAAUCACCACUACCAUGGUUUGAACCAACAUGGAGGGCAACGCCGCCGGAGGAUCCCGAAGGCCCAACUUCCCCCUCCAGCUCCUUGAGAAGAAAGAAGAGGACUCCUGCUCCAGCUCCGGCUACCCGUCCCUCGCCAUCUCCUCUGGCCCCUCCACCGCUGCCGGUGGCAGCGGCAGUGAUGGCCACGAGCUCGCCGUCGACCCCCUGCCAAAGCCUCCCCCCAAGCGGAGCUCCACCAAGGACCGCCACACCAAGGUCGAGGGCCGGGGUCGCCGCAUCCGCAUGCCGGCCCUCUGCGCGGCACGGGUUUUUCAGCUCACCCGCGAGCUCGGCCACAAGUCCGACGGCGAGACCAUCGAGUGGCUCCUGCAGCAGGCUGAGCCCGCGGUGAUCGCUGCCACCGGCACCGGCACCAUACCCGCCAACUUCACCUCCCUCAACAUCUCCCUCCGCAGCUCCGGCUCCAGUAUCUCCGUCCCCUCCCGCCUCCACUCUGCCAACUACUUCAGCUCUGCUACUGGCCUCACCGCUCCACCCCUCCGGUUCGGUGGCUCCGGCUUCCCCUCGGAGGCCCCGUCCUCAUCCUCCUCGUCCUUGCUCCUCAAUUUCAAUUCAGGCAGCUGCGUCGGGGCCGACACGCCAUCGGACGCUGACAUCGGCAGUCACCUGCGGAAGCGCCGGUGGGAGCAGGAGCUUCAACAUCAUCAGCAUCACUUGCAGCAGCAGCAACAGCAGCAACAACAGCAGCAGCAGCAGCAGCACCAGAUGGCGAGCUACAGCCAGGCGAGCCACGGCCAAAUACCGGGACCCUUGUGGAUGGUAACAAACCCUAGCAGCCAAAGUGUAGCGAGUGGCGAGUCGAUAUGGACGUUCCCGCAGAUGGGCAGCACUACAAUGUUCCGAGGCUCCAUGUCUAGUGGCCUACAUUUCAUGAAUUUCCCAACCCCCAUGGCUCUGCUGCCAAGUCAGCAGCUAGGCCUCGGCUCGGGCGGCGGCGGCGGAGGAGGCUCCGGCGAGGGGCCCAUGGGAAUCCUUGCCGCCCUUAAUGCGUAUCGGCCGCCGGGUGCUUCUGAGUCGAUGCCCGCCGGGUCCCAGCAAGCGCAUGGCAGAGGCGAUCGGCAUGACACGAUGAGCACGAGUGAGUCGUAGGUUCGGUUGGUCUCGCGCCCAUGCAUGCGAUCAUGUUGCUCUUGAUCUUUCUCUUUUAUUCUUCUUUAAUCCUAUCAUUUUUCUAUCAUCUUCGGUUCUCAUAUUUCUCAAGUAUAAAACAUGCUCGCAAUAUACAUGCAAACCAUUCUUUUUGUGUGUUAGUGAGAGGUAUGGAUUGUAGACUUUUAGCUAGGGUUUCAUGUGAGGGAGGAGAAGAGUGAGUGUUGAUGGUUUUCAGAGAGUUUCAAGUUAGGGUUUCUUUUCGUUUUCUUUUUCUUUUUCUUUUCUUUUUUUCUGGGGAGGGGGAUAUGGUGUCGAAUCUUUGGUUCAACAAAAUUCAGUGCUGUGACACAAUUAUCAUAUUCUCGU